Molecule: messenger RNA, 2828 nt
Organism: Podospora pseudocomata
Lineage: Eukaryota; Fungi; Ascomycota; Sordariomycetes; Sordariales; Podosporaceae
Gene: TKL1
Product: Transketolase
Exons: 5
Coding region: 500-2554 (684 amino acids)
Biological process (GO): pentose-phosphate shunt
Cellular component (GO): cytosol; nucleus
Molecular function (GO): transketolase activity
Source: RefSeq, a predicted model, not a curated record
CGACUACAGAAAAAAGUUGGGAAAAAAAGAUCAACGCGGCUGGGGCCAAAAAAAUUUUAAAAAAAAAUAAAAUAAAAGAAAAUAAAUAUAAAAAAAUAAAUAAAAAACCCAAAAAAAAAAGAGAGACAAAAACUGGCUGGCAGAGACGAGAGAGUUGAGAGAUUAGAUCCUCGAGGUCCCUGGCCUCCCCCAAAAGGUCCACAGCUGGCAUUCAUCCGGGCGAACCAGAGCUCCAGAAGGCACGGGCAGGGGAAGCUCUCCUACCUGGAACUCCCCAGAGGCACAACCCCACUCUGUCGACACACACCACCGUCCCGACUCCCAACGCCCUCCCCUUGCCCCUUGGAGCCCUUGGGUUAAAACACCCCACCAGGAACCUUUCGCUCUCUUCCCACUUCCCUCUUCAUAUAUCCAGUGACUCCCCCCCUCCUCCCCUUUCUCCUCGUAACAUCUUCCUAUCUUGUCAUUGUCUUCAGAUUCAUCCAGACAAACCGCAAAGAUGGGCUUCACCGAGGUUGACACCAAGACCAUCAACACGAUCCGUGUUCUGGCCGCCGAUGCGACCGCUCAUGCCAACUCCGGUCACCCCGGUGCCCCAAUGGGCAUGGCACCAGUUGCCCACGUUCUUUUCAACAAGAUCAUGAGAUUCAACCCCAAGAACCCAAAGUGGCUCAACCGCGACAGAUUUGUUCUCUCUAACGGCCACGGCUGCAUGCUCCAAUAUGCCCUCCUCCACCUUUACGGCUAUGCCCUCUCCAUUGAUGACCUCAAGGCCUUCCGUACCGUCGACAGCAUCACCCCCGGUCACCCCGAGGCCCAUGACACCCCCGGUGUCGAGGUCACCACUGGCCCUCUCGGCCAAGGUAUCAGCAACGCUGUUGGUCUUGCCAUGGCCCAGGCCCACACCGCCGCCGUCUUCAACAAGCCCGGCUACGACCUCGUUGACAACUACACAUACGCCUUCCUCGGCGACGGCUGCUUGAUGGAGGGUGUCUCCUCCGAGGCCUGCUCUCUCGCCGGCCAUCUCCAGCUCGGCAACCUCAUUGCCGUCUGGGACGACAACCACAUCACCAUCGACGGCGACACCAACCAGGCUUUCACUGAGGACGUCCUCAAGAGAUACGAGUCUUACGGCUGGCACACCAUCACCGUCGAGGACGGUGACAACGACCUCGAGGGCAUCCUCCACGCCUUCAAGAAGGCCCAGGAGGUCAAGGACAAGCCCACGCUUAUCCAGCUCAAGACCAUCAUUGGUUUCGGCUCCAAGCAGCAGGGCACCCACGGUGUCCACGGUGCUCCCCUCAAGGCUGACGACAUCAAGCAGCUCAAGGAGAAGUUCGGCUUCGACCCCGAGAAGAGCUUCGACGUUCCCCAGGAGGUCUAUGACCACUGCCGCAAGGCUUCCAACGCCGGCGCCGCCGCCGAGGAGGAGUGGAACAAGCUGUUCGCCAAGUACUCUGAGGAGUACAAGGGUGAGGCCGCCGACCUCGUCCGUCGCCAGAAGGGUGACCUUCCCGAGGGCUGGGAGAAGAACCUCCCCGUCUACACCCCUGCCGACGCCGCCGUUGCUUCCAGAAAGCUUUCCGAGAUUGUCAUCAACAAGAUCUUCGAUGCCGUCCCCGAGCUUGUCGGUGGUUCCGCCGAUUUGACCGGCUCCAACCUUACCCGCUCCAAGGGCUCGAUCGACUUCCAGCCCCCGGCGACCGGCCUCGGCACAUACGACGGCCGCUACAUCCGUUAUGGCGUCCGUGAGCACGGCAUGGGCGCCAUCAUGAACGGUCUCGCUGCCUAUGGUACCAUCAUUCCAUACGGCGGUACUUUUCUCAACUUCGUGUCCUAUGCCGCCGGUGCCGUCCGUCUCUCCGCCCUGUCCCAGGUCCGCGCCAUCUGGGUCGCCACCCACGACUCCAUUGGUCUUGGCGAGGAUGGUCCCACCCAUCAGCCUAUCGAGGUCCUCACUCACUUCCGCGCCCUUCCCAACUGCAUGGUCUGGCGCCCCGCCGAUGGCAACGAGACGUCGGCUGCCUACUACGUCGCUCUCACCUCCAAGCACACCCCCAGCAUCAUCGCUCUCUCCCGCCAGAACCUUCCCCAGCUGGAGGGCUCCACCAUCGAGAAGGCGAUCAAGGGUGGCUACGUCCUCCACGAGCAGGAGGGUGCCGACAUCACCCUUGUCUCCACCGGUUCCGAGGUCUGCAUUGCCAUUGACGCCGUCAAGCUCCUCGCCGAGAAGCACAGCAUCAAGGCCCGUGUCGUCUCUCUUCCCUGCUUUGAGGUGUUUGACACCCAGCCCAAGGACUACCAGCUCAGCGUUCUCCCCGACGGCAUCCCCUCUCUGUCCAUUGAGGUCAUGUCCACCAUGGGCUGGGAGAAGUACACUCACGAGCAGUUCGGCCUGAACCGCUUCGGUGCUUCGGGCCCCUACAAGGACGUCUAUGCCAAGUUUGAGUUCACCCCCGAGGGUAUUGCCAAGCGCGCCCUCCAGACCAUUGACUUCUGGAAGGGUGUCCCCGUCCGCUCGCCCAUCAACCGCGCUUUCCAGCAGAUCCUCUAAAGAGGGAGAGGAAGGUCGAGAGGGGACGAGGAUACAAAAAAUCCAAUGUAAAAAGUUGCAAUAAUGUAGGUAGACGGUAACCAGGCCUGUCAAUUUGGUGAUUUUAAAAGGAUUGGACCGAUGGGAAAACUGUCGGGUGGAAAUGCUGUAUGGUUGGGUUUUUGUUUUUUGCGGGAAUAACUGCGUUUAUGAAUAGUAUAGCAUGAUGAUGGAAGCAAUAGACCGCUUAUGACGUUAACUCUUGCCUGACUGUCAUGUGUGUAUGUUUUGGGAG